AUGGCCGCCGCCGCCUCUUCCUCCUCCUCGCCGCGCGACUACGCCGCCGCCAUUGCCGCGCUCAACUCGCUGCAGAGCAAUGCGCAGGUGAUUGCGCAGAUCCGCAGCAGCGGCGGCAAGAUGAACGCACUCGCCCUGCCCGAGAUGCGCGAGUACUGGCGGCGCAUCGGCUACGAGCUCGAAGAUCUGAACGCACUCAACGUCAUCCACGUCACGGGGACCAAGGGCAAGGGCAGCACCUCUGCCUUCAUCGCCUCUCUCCUCUCCCACGCGCCCCUUGCAGCCGGAGCGGCGGCGGCGGCGGCGCGCCCAAAGGUGGGCCUCUACACGUCGCCGCACCUCGUCUUUGUGCGCGAGCGCAUCCGCAUCGACGGCCGCCCCGUCGACGAGGAGACGUUUGCGCGCUACUUCUGGCAGGUGUGGGAUAGGCUGGGUGCCGAUACUGAGCGAGCACACGAGGCCACUCCACUUCGGCCCGUCUACUUCCGCUACCUCACCUUGCUCGCCAUGCAUAUCUUCCGACAGCUCAACGUCUCGGCCGCCAUCCUCGAAGUGGGCAUUGGCGGCACGUACGACUCGACCAACAUCGUCCCGCGGCCCCUCGCAUGCGGCAUUUCCAGUCUCGGCCUCGACCAUACGGCCCUGCUCGGGCACACCAUCGAGGAGAUCGCAGCGCACAAGGCGGGCAUUUACAAAGAGGGGGUCGAGGCCGUCUCGGUGCACCAGAAGGAGAGCGCAAUGGCAGUGGUGAAGGAAGCGGCGCAGAAGGCAAAGGUGGCUCGUUUCACUGCUCUUCCUCCCGUGGGCGCCAGCGAUGCGCUGCGCUCCAUCCGCCUCGGUCUUCCCGGAGCGCAUCAAGCCUCCAACGCGCAGCUGGCCCUUGCCCUCACGCGCGGCUUCCUCGCCUCUUCGGCCGCUCAGGCCGCCUUUCGCCUGUCGCAGCCGAGCGACCUGGCGUGCCAGCUUGGCGCGCCGCCUCUUGCGUGGGAGAGGACGGCGCUAGAAGAGGCUCAAUGGCCGGGCCGAUGUCAAUGCGUGCCCACGACGACGACGAAGGCCGAGGAAGCAGCUGUCACUUACUUCCUCGACGGAGCACACACGACUGACAGUCUCGCACACGCCACGUCCUGGUUCGUCGAUGCCUCGCCGCCGCCGCCGCCUCCUCCUGCCUCCACUGCGGCAGCGAAGACGCAGACGCAGCGAGUGCUGCUGUUCAACUGCACGCAUGGACGCAGUGCGAGGGAGCUGCUCGAGGCGCUCUUGCAUGGCAUCGAGGACGCAGAGAGGGAUAAGGCCGUCUUUGACCACAUCAUCUUCUGCACCAACGAGACCUACCGGCACGGCUCUUCUGGCGAUCUGACGAGCAAAGGAGAGGACUCGGACGAAGUCAAGGCAUUGGUGGUGCAGCGCGAGCUCGAGGCUGCGUGGCUGACGCUGCGGCCUCGAGAUGCAGCCAAAGUGCAGGUGCAGCCGAGCAUCGAGGAGGCGCUGCGCCGUGUGCGCCAGCUGGCAGCAGCGCCAGAGGCGCCACAGGCGCACGUCAAGACCGACGUCCUCGUCACGGGAAGUCUGCUGCUGGUGGGGGGCGUCAUGGCGCAUCUGAAAGAUGCGGGAGACCUUGAUGAUGCUCUCGUCAGCACGCGGACAUAG
Molecule: messenger RNA, 1650 nt
Organism: Tilletiopsis washingtonensis
Lineage: Eukaryota; Fungi; Basidiomycota; Exobasidiomycetes; Entylomatales
Product: FolC bifunctional protein
Exons: 5
Coding region: 1-1650 (549 amino acids)
Biological process (GO): tetrahydrofolylpolyglutamate biosynthetic process
Cellular component (GO): cytosol; mitochondrion; cytoplasm
Molecular function (GO): ATP binding; tetrahydrofolylpolyglutamate synthase activity
Source: RefSeq, a predicted model, not a curated record